GAAAUAGAAUGUGCCAACAACCUCACCACCAACCAUAAUUAAGAAGACAAGGAAUAUGAUGUUGCCUUGAAAGUUUAAUGCUACAAAAUAAGAGAUAAAAGAUUCCCUUGUAUAGCCUCUGAUUUGGAGAUAGGAGAGAUCGUUUCUCCGUUUCAAACUAGUGAAAGGCAGGCGAGGGGGAAGAGAAGAUCAUGGCAAGAUGGUCUUGUUACAACGAUGUCCUGCCAUUCACAGCUAUGGUUGCAUUAGAAUCCGCCAACGUAGGCGUCAACAUUCUAUUCAAAGCAGCAACUUUGAAGGGGAUGAGCUACUACAUCUUCAUCGCCUAUUCUUAUGCUGUUGGCACCGUUCUUUUCCUCCCUUUAUCCUUCAUCUUUCCCAGUAGAGCAGUGCUUCCCCGGUUGAAGUUCCAUGUUGUCUCUAGAAUUUUCCUUCUUGGGCUUAUUGGGUUUUCAGCUCAAAUAUGUGCAUACAAGGGUAUAGAAUAUAGCUCCCCAACUAUGGCUUCUGCGGUCAGCAAUCUCACACCAGCUAUUACCUUCAUGCUUGCCGUUCUCUCCAGAUUGGAAAGAGUAGCCUUGAGAAGCUCAUCUAGUCAAGCUAAAGUCUUGGGGACCAUAGCAUCAAUAUCAGGUGCAUUAGUAGUUGUUCUGUACAAGGGUCCCAAAGUUUUUUCCUCUCCACGUGGGACAUCAUCAUCUGUUUUACUUGAAUGGCCCCUGGAGUCACCAGAAUCAAAUUGGGUCAUUGGUGGGAUCUUACUCGCUGUUGCCUAUCUUCUUUUCUCAUUCUGGUACAUUAUUCAGGCCCAAGUUAUGGUGAUAUACCCAGCUGAGAUAAUUGUAGCCUUCUUGUACAACUUAUGUGGGACCAUUGUCUCUGCACCAGUUUGCUUAAUAGCAGAACCAAACUUGAGUUCUUGGAGGCUAAGGCCUAGUGUAGCAGUUAUUGCGGUCCUAUACUCAGGAAUUUUCCAAACCUUUUCCUCUCUUGUGGUCAUAUGGGGCCUUCACUUGAAGGGGCCUGUCUACAUUGUAAUUUUCAAACCACUAUCAAUAGCCAUUGCUGCUUUCAUGAGUGCCGUUUUCCUAGGUGAUUCUCUGCAUGUGGGAAGUAUUGUUGGAGCAGUUAUCAUAUCUAUGGGAUUUUAUGCUGUAAUCUGGGGGAAGGCAAAAGAAGAACAAAGGAUUCACGAUGACUCUGGGAUAAACAGCUUGAAGCCCUCGUCCAGUGGUAAGGUUCCUUUGUUGCAAAGCCAUAAGCUGGAAGAUACGUAGCUGUUAGAACUUUGAGAUCAUUUUGAAGAUAUUUUUAGAGGCAAAAGAGUUCCUUGAAAUUUAUGUACGUGACAGAUGAAAAAUACAGCUAUGUCUGCCACAGACCUAGUGAAAUGAUAUAGUCUUCUUUUGUGUAAGAGCCACGUGGCUUCCAUAUCCUAGGAAAACUCUAGGUAGAUUAUGUUGCAUUAAAAAAUCCCUCCCCGUUAUGAUGAUGGCGUUAUGUAUAUGCAUUGUAAUCUGGCUUUGAAAUGUGAAAGUCUCAGUUCCCCUGUUAUUUGCAAGGAAAUAUUAGACAGCCAUUACUUUGAUCAAAAUAAUAUUCACUUA
Theobroma cacao (cacao) is the source of this 1607-nucleotide messenger RNA. Its product is annotated as WAT1-related protein At5g40240-like. Gene Ontology annotation, cellular component: membrane. NCBI's taxonomy places the organism in Eukaryota, Viridiplantae, Streptophyta, Magnoliopsida, Malvales, Malvaceae. Gene Ontology annotation, molecular function: transmembrane transporter activity. The record is from RefSeq and is a predicted model, not a curated record.